CUCAAUACGAUCCAGAUGUGUGUGUUCUUGCAUGUACGGCGUCUCCACUCCUCCCUCGCCAUCACACCAUCACAAAAACCCCCUCCUCCAGACUCUCCCCAAUCUUUAUAUCCCCUCUCCUGUCUCGCUACCUCUUUCAAAACCUCUGCAGCGGGUGUCUGGGAGAGAUGGAGCGAUCUCUGCUUGUGUCUUUUCUGUGUGUGUGGGCCCUCAGCAGCCUGUCUGCAGCAUCAGAACUGUAGUUUUGAAUACUUUUUGGAAAGACAUGUGGAUGCAACAGAACAGUGCCCAGAGAGGAUGCUGGGUAACGAGAGAAGACAAACGUGCCCAAAAAAGUGUCAGCAAGAUAAAGACUGUGGCAACAAACGCCAGUGUCUCUGCGACGGCCAGUGUGGACUCAGCUGUGUGGCCCCAGGUCGCACGUGUCCUUGGCCUCUCCCACCUGGAAAGAAUUUUGAUGUAGCCCUUCUUUCCCCUUCACCCUCUUUCUCCGCUCUGCUCGAGGUUCGCUGUGAGCCCGGGUUCACCAUGCAUAACGGGCUGGACACUACAAUACGCCGUUGCCAAGGCGACCGGCAGUGGAGUGGAGACGAGCCUGUUUGUACAGCCUCCUCAGGAGGAGGUCCUGCAGCAGAGCCGGUUCUGGUUCCUGAGGUGUCCUGUACUUUGCCUGAUGAUGAUGAUCUGCUCUCUGUGCAGGGCAGCGCUAUCGUGGGAUCCAACAUCCAGUACCAAUGUGCACCUGGAUCUGUGCUGAUUGGAAAUAGUGAUAAUGUCUGUCAUGAGAACCAGACGUGGCAGUACCCUCACCCCAUCUGUCAACGUGUGGUUUGUCCUCCUCCUAAGGAGGUUGAACGUGGACAUCUGGUGGCUGUCCAGAGAACUGAAUAUGAAGUGGGCGAUACAAUCUACUAUCUCUGCAAGAAGAACUUCUUGCUGGACGGACCAAAUCAAGUGACUUGUUUACCUAAUGGGACAUGGAGUGCAGAGCCUGCCUGCCGGGCCCGCUGUCCAGUCCCAGCUCAACGCAGCAGGGUGAUCGUGGGAGGAGUAAAGCGUUGGCCAUAUGAUCUGACGGAUGGUGUGGUUGCUCAUGGAGAGAAUGUGACAUUUUUCUGUAAACAUCCAGAAAAACUGUGCAGCUUCACUGCCACGGAGGUCUGUGUGGACGGACAGCUAGAGCAACCUAGCUGCUAUCUUGACCCCACCUGGCUGCAGUUCAAGCUCUUUCCUCAUCGGCUGGUUUCAGAGAUUGAUCCAUGUGAUCCCGCUGACCUUCAGUGAACUCAUUAAAUUUUGACAACACAUUUUGCAGGUUGGCGCACACCGCUCUCUUUUCACUCUGAGACCAUGAUCUGGAGUCUGGAUCAACAUAAAUUGUAUUAUUAACAUGCCAACUCGGUUUGUUUUUGGAACGGAUCUCAGUAGGAUCUCACAGUUAUGCCUCAUUUAACUAUUUUCUUUGUUGUGUGUUGCAUUGACAAAGUUACCUUAAACAGAAUUUGUGUCAUAAUUGAUAUGUGCAAACACCCUCAUACUUGCUUGAGGUCUUGGUUGCUGCAAGCUGCUCUCCUUUCAUGUAUUUUAUUGUCAUACAACGUGUAAAACUGAUUUUUGAUGUAGAGUUGGUGUUUAUCUUGUUAUAAUAUUUUAUUUCUUCUCAAACCCACAACCAGUGCAGAGGCUAAAGGUGAACUCAGAAACCAUGCCAUGUACUGAUGCUCUUUGUAUGCCAAAAGCAGUUUUAUGAUAUGUUUAGAGGUAACUGAUCUUUGACUGGACUGCUUAAUCGGAUUGGAUUACAUCAAUAAAACUUAUUAUAGCAUAAAGCCUUGCUUAAUUAUUGCUGUUAUACAGAUUCAGUUUUGCAUUGUGUAAACUUCGCAGUGAAUCAUCUUCAAAUGUUUUUUCUUCUUGAAUUAAAGAAACUGGAGUGUUUGUUGUCAUU
Puntigrus tetrazona (Sumatra barb) is the source of this 1948-nucleotide messenger RNA. It is a transcript of the gene ntd5, whose product is annotated as ntl-dependent gene 5. Gene Ontology annotation, molecular function: peptidase inhibitor activity. The transcript is spliced from 9 exons. Lineage: Eukaryota; Metazoa; Chordata; Actinopteri; Cypriniformes; Cyprinidae. Bases 16 to 1284 code for a protein of 422 amino acids. Gene Ontology annotation, cellular component: extracellular region. The record is from RefSeq and is a predicted model, not a curated record.